AUGGAGAAGUAUAGGGAGAAGAAACGGGACCUACACAUGGUGUUCAUUGAUCUUGAAAAGGCCUAUGACAGUGUGCCACGUAGACUGAUUUGGGAUAGUUGGGAGAGUAGAGGGGUUUCUGGGAAGUAUAUAGACUUAAUUAAGGAUAUGUAUGUUAGGACUAAGAUUACUGUCCGAGCGCCUGUAGGGGAUACUGAUUCUUUCCCUGUGGAGGAGGCUCUUCCGUGGUGCCUGCUUUUCGCAGAUGAUAUUGUGUUAGUUGCUGAUAGUAAACAAAGCCUGAAUGUGAGUGGAGUAGACAACGAUGAGGACUUUCAGAUCACCAUUGACGGGCAAGUGGUUCCGCAGGUCAAUAAGUUCAAGUGGAGAGCUGCCACUGGGGUAUUGUGCGAUAAGAGGUUCCCAACAAAAUUGAAAGGGAAAUUUUAUAGGGUUGCAAUUAGACCUGCUAUGUUAUACGGAACCGACUGUUGGGCCAUUAAGGAAGUACAAGCACGCAAGAUGGAGGUGGCAGAGAUGAGAAUGCUAAGAUGGAUGUGUGGGCACACAAGGUUAGACCGGAUAAGAAACGAUGUUUUUAGGGAGAGGUUAGAAGUAGCUAGUAUAUCAGAUAAGAUAAAGGAGGGAAGAUUGAGGUGCUUUGGACAUGUGAAGAGGAGGCAGACGAUAGAGCCCGUUAGAGUGGUUGAAAAUCUCGAGGUGGAAGGGAGGAGGAGUAGAGGCAGACCCAAAAUUACUUGGGAUGAGCGGAUUAGGCAGGAUUUGCAAAAAUUGCACCUCUCUGAGAACAUGGUCCAUGAUAGGAGCUCGUGGAGAUAUAGGAUUAAGGUUAAGGAUUUCUAG
Molecule: messenger RNA, 843 nt
Organism: Helianthus annuus (common sunflower)
Lineage: Eukaryota; Viridiplantae; Streptophyta; Magnoliopsida; Asterales; Asteraceae
Exons: 4
Coding region: 1-843 (280 amino acids)
Source: RefSeq, a predicted model, not a curated record